ACGCCAAAGGCCAAACAUAUGAAAGUAAGCUUAUCUACAAAGUAAUAAAAGACCAGACACUUGCAUCAACAUAUGGAGGGCGGUGAAGGAGAAGAAUUGAUGAAGAAAGCAGCAGCUGAGGUGGAGUACUGCGUGACAGGAGGCACGGGUUUGAUAGGGGCUUACCUGGUGAAGGCCCUUUUGGAGAAGGGAUACAAAGUAAGAACAACCGUCCGUGACCCUGAAAAUGAGAAAAAGGUCGGGUUUCUACGGGAUCUGAAUGGCGGAGCUUCACACGAAGGGAGGCUCAAGAUUUUGAAAGCUGAUGUGAUGGUGGAAGGAAGUCUGGAGGAUGCUUUUGAAGGAGUGGAUGGGGUUUUUCACACUGCUUCACCUGUGCUUGUCCCAUAUGAUGGCAACCUCAAAAUGACACUGAUCGAUCCCUCCGUAAAGGGCACCUUAAAUGUUCUCAACUCUUGUAGCAGAUCAAAGGUGAAAAGGGUAGUCCUAACCUCCUCCUGCUCCUGCAUCAGAUACCGCCACGAUGCCACCGAGCUCUCCCCCCUCAAUGAAUCUCAUUGGUCCGACCUCGACUACUGUAAAAGCUACAAUCUGUGGUAUGGUUACGCGAAGACGCUAGCAGAGCAAGAAGCGUGGAAAUGGGCGGGAGAUCAAGAAAGCGGGAAGAAGACGGAGUUGGUGGUGGUCAAUCCAUCUUUCAUCAUUGGUCCUUUACUCACUCCCCAACCUACAAGUACACUGCAACUCCUUCUCGCGGUAGUCAAAGGCGUGGCGGGAGAAUACCCCAACAAAACUGUGGGGUUUGUGCAUAUUGAAGACGCCGUGAAAGCCCAUUUGUUGGCCAUGGAGACACCCCGUGCCGCCGGCAGCAGGCUCAUUUGCUCCGGCGCCGUCGCUCACUUCUCUCAGAUCAUUCAGAUGUUGAGGACUAAAUAUCCAUCAUAUCCUUAUGAAACCAAGUGUAGCAAACAACAAGGAGAUGACAGCCCACACAGUUUAGACUGCACCAAAGUAAUGGAAUUGGGCUUUCCAGCCCCUUUUAAAACUCUGUCACAGAUGCUUGAUGAUUUCAUCCUCAGCUUCCAGCAGAAGGGCUUUCUCUCAUGAUUUUAUAUCAUCCUUGAUUGACUUUCUAGAGAAGUUCAAAACUUCAAAUAAUGGAAUACCAUAUCUAUAUAGUUGAGUACUUGACAUUUUCUUAAAACAAGAUAUGUCCCUAAUGUAAUACAUUUCCUCAAAUGGAAACCAUCCAUUGUUAAAGGAAGUUUUAGUUGAUUUAUACUUUUAUUUGGACUAGAAACAAUCCAUACCUUUUUUCUUUUCUACACCAAACAUUUUAUCGUACUCUUGAUGCAGGAAAAGUCAUCAGUCACCAACAAAUCGUCUUCCUAUAAGUGUCAUAUAUUGUAUUUUUCUAAAUUUUAAUAAAGUCAUAAUUUGCCUA
This is a messenger RNA of Cuscuta epithymum, 1444 nucleotides long. The record is from the annotation of a GenBank genome assembly. NCBI's taxonomy places the organism in Eukaryota, Viridiplantae, Streptophyta, Magnoliopsida, Solanales, Convolvulaceae.